Messenger RNA from Wyeomyia smithii (pitcher-plant mosquito), 1164 nucleotides. RefSeq names its product BTB/POZ domain-containing protein 9-like. Gene Ontology annotation, molecular function: protein binding. The record is from RefSeq and is a predicted model, not a curated record. The transcript has a single exon. NCBI's taxonomy places the organism in Eukaryota, Metazoa, Arthropoda, Insecta, Diptera, Culicidae. Gene Ontology annotation, cellular component: cytosol. The coding region runs from base 62 to 1123 and encodes 353 amino acids. Gene Ontology annotation, biological process: neurogenesis.
GGUCGGCUGUGAAAAGCGAAAAAGUAAUUUUAUCGAUUGUUCCCGUGAAAUCUUAACGAUAAUGGCUAGCCCACUAGCCGAGAACACUGCUCAGGAAUUCCUGUUCAACGAUGAAUCCUCAUCGGAUGUAACGUUUCUCGUUGGCCAGCAGAAAACGCGAGUCUACGCGCACCGGCAGCUGUUGAUCGGCCGGUCGGAAUAUUUUGCCGCCAUGUUUGGUGGCUCCUUCCGUGAGUCAAGUGAAAGUGAAAUCUCUCUGGAGAACAUUGACGAGGAGGACUUUUUGGAAAUGCUUCAUUUUCUGUACAACCGGAAAUUUCGAGGCGAAUUUGUUCAUGUUGAUCGAGUUAACGACCUGUAUGUCAGUGCUAAAAUGUUUUUGAUGGACGAUAUGGUGGAUGCGCUUGCAAGGUUUUUGGCGGACACGAUCGAUUAUGAUAAUGUGCUGCAGGUUUUUGUCGCAAAUCAAGCGUACGAGUUUAAAACUGUUGAUGAGACAUGUUUGUCGAUAAUUUUAAACGAUCCCAUAUAUUAUUUCGAGCACCAGGACUUCCGUUUGAUCAACCGCGAAAGGUUUCGGUUAAUCCUUGAGGCAAGUCAGAUUAAUUGCACGGAAAAACAACUACUGAAACAGCUGAACGAUUGGAAAUUGGUGCACGAAACCGACGAUGUAAAAGAAUUAGAAAAUAUCAUAACCAGCAAAAAACGAACAACCAGCUGCCGUAAAUCCAUUCUGUAUGAAGAUUUGGAUAGACUUGCAACCAUCGAGUGUAUGAUAACAUGUUCUAGCAGGGCUUGGUUGUGCGGAGUUGGUAUUCACGUACAAUCGCGAAAGUGGCCAUUGGAUUUAAAGGAGAAAAUCACAAUUUGCGUGCACGUAUGGACUAAGGGUGUAAGUGUGGUCAGAAGACAGUUCCAUUACGAAAGCAACGAAGCGCGUUACAUGAAAAUGAUCGAUUUGUUUUUUCCGGAAGUGAUGCUCUGUAAAGGUCGUCGUUAUUCGUUCGCGGUGCACUUCUAUCCAUACGCAACAUCGUAUUGGUGCCGUAACAUUCGUUUCAGAAAAGACGGUGGACCGAUUGGCCCUGUCGCAUACUAUUACUAUAAACUAGAGACGGAUUAAGAUAAAUUGGUUUCAAUAUUAUUUGAUCAUUGUUAUAACAA